Molecule: messenger RNA, 1254 nt
Organism: Girardinichthys multiradiatus
Lineage: Eukaryota; Metazoa; Chordata; Actinopteri; Cyprinodontiformes; Goodeidae
Gene: paqr4b
Product: progestin and adipoQ receptor family member IVb
Exons: 3
Coding region: 159-977 (272 amino acids)
Cellular component (GO): membrane
Molecular function (GO): signaling receptor activity
Source: RefSeq, a predicted model, not a curated record
UGCUUGCUUGGAAUUACACCUGUGUAACGAUGGUUCUCAGAGUGCUGAGGGUUUGCUGCUCAUGCUAUAAGCAUGGCUGAGAGUCCUGAGCACAGCCUCUGUUAGGAUGUAAAUGUAGAGGAACUUGUAGAACAGGGCACUGGCACCACAGAGUCGUGAUGGCGCUUUACCAGGAACCUCGGCUCUUGGACUUCACAAAGACUCCUCCGCACCUGCAGUUCAACAAGUAUGUCCUGACGGGAUACCGGCCUGUGUCCACAGCUGGAGAGUGUCUCAGGAGCCUCUUCUACAUGCACAAUGAGCUGGGGAACAUUUACACUCAUGGCAUUCCCUUCCUCCUUUUCUUGGUGCUGCUGCCUUACAGUAUCCCCUGGAUGGAGGUGGACAGCACUUGGAUAUGUGUAGCCCACUAUCUGGCCUGCCUCUGCCCCACCAUCGGCUCAGUGCUCUACCAUUUGUUUAUGAACCACAUCGGAGGUCAGCACGUUUACAACACUCUGCUCUCCCUGGACAUGGUUGGGGUCUGCCUCGUUAACACUCUGGGAGCUCUUCCCAUUAUUUACAUCACCCUCCUCUGCUACCCCACUGUCCGACAGACUGCCUUGCUGGCCUACAUCCUGCUGUCAGCCUACGCAAUCUACUGUGCCACCACAGCACACACAAACUUCCUGCGUCUACGGGCAUUUGUCUGGCAGGUCUUGUUCCGCUUGAGCCUCUUCCUGUUCCGGGUUUAUGGAACCGGGGUGGGCAGCCCAGACUCCCUGCGCCUCUUUGUCAUCAUGGACACUCUGGCCGCGCUGGGGGGACUGGUUAACGUCAUCCAGAUCCCCGAGCGCUUCAGCCCCGGCCUGUUCGACAACUGGGGCAACAGCCACCAGAUCAUGCACGUCAUGGUGGUCUGCUCGAUUAUCUACCUGCACUGGGGCACUAUGGAGGAUUUAGCCUGGAUUAGGAACUUCCAGUGUCCUGCUGAGUGAUGCAGAAGCUCACACGGUAGCUCUGACCCAGGCCAUUUCAAAAUGCACUUCAAUACUAGCUGCUCAAACUCUUUUCAGCAGAAGUUCAUAAUGCCAGAGAAAAAUAAGAGGAACCAACAGCAAUGUUACCAAACUCUGAUAUCGCUUUAUCAGAUUAAAAUCCUGAGCAUACUUGAUUCAUAGUUUGCUGAUUCGCAGUAGUUUGUGGGUUAUGACCAAUAAUAAGAAAAGAACAGUCUGCAAACUUGCAAUGCACAAUAAAGUAUAUAUUUUUAUA